This is a messenger RNA of Hydractinia symbiolongicarpus, 3414 nucleotides long. RefSeq names its product RNA exonuclease 1 homolog. The coding region runs from base 331 to 2985 and encodes 884 amino acids. The transcript has 15 exons. Lineage: Eukaryota; Metazoa; Cnidaria; Hydrozoa; Anthoathecata; Hydractiniidae. Gene Ontology annotation, cellular component: nucleus. Gene Ontology annotation, molecular function: nucleic acid binding; exonuclease activity. The record is from RefSeq and is a predicted model, not a curated record.
UAUGUUAACAUUCAUUUUGAUAUUCCAUUAACAAUGUACAAAUUCCUGUAAUGUUUAUCACUUUUGCAAAUGUAGUGAUUUUGGACUUUUCUACAUUUUAAAUUGCAGAAGGUUAUUAUAACUACCAUGGUUUGUACUUUUGACCUUUAGCUUUCAAUUUUACGGUACAACGUCAAAAUAUUUCUAAAAUGACUUUCAAACUAAGUUAUAUACAAAAGAGUUUAUAUAUAUUAAUUUAAACCUGAUUAACAUGUGUGUUAUAUUUUAGUCUUAAAAUAAGAACAUAUAUAUACAUUCCGUAGCAGUAUCUUAGAGCAUACUGGACUUUUAAUGUUCCCAUCUAGUGGGUUUUUUCGCAAUGCGUUUUGUCCGUUCUAUCAACACGAGUUGUGUCACAGACCAUAUUGUCAUUUUAAGCACGUAAAACAAGAGAAAAAAGAAAAAGAAAAACUAAAGAAAAAUGAAAGUGACACGAAGAAUAAGAAUUCAGUUAAUAAGCAGAGAAGUUUAAAGGAAGUUGAUGGUUCAACAUCGCGAACAGAAGCACAAAAAACUAAAAGUAAUGACGAGGAUGAUGUUAUGAAAAUAGUAAAGAACAUACCUCCAUCAAAACUUGUUGAGUAUGCCAAAAGAAAACAGGAGGAAAAAAAGUUAAAACAUUUGUUAGAGUUGAUUGACAAAGAAAACAAAGAAAAAGAUCGCACAUCCACUUCAUCUGAAGGGGAUGACCAGAGAGGAUUAAUUGAUGCCUUUUACAAUAAGACCAAAGUCAUUGGGCAAUUCACAUCUGAUCGCGUGCAGAUAAAUGAUAAACCGUCACUAGAUAAUAUUACACCCACUUUGAAUGCAGUGGAAAGGAAAGUGUGCGAAUGCGAUGACCCAGAUUGUACCGGUUUUAUUGAUAAAGUGGAUAAAGACGAAAAUGUAUUUUGCUAUAAUGAGAAGGAAAACUCAGAUGAUGACGAUUAUAGCAAUAAACAUAAAGUGAAAAAGAAAAAGAAAAACAAAAGAGCACUUUCUGAUCUUGAUUUCUUCGGUGUUGAUUCUGUCAAAAACGAUAAAAUUUUAAAGCAGAAAGCAAAAAAGAAGAAAUUGAAUAACAAAAGUGAGCUUGAAACCAGAAAAGAAAAGAGAAAUAUUGACUUUUCAGGUAAUCAAGCUGAAUUUCCAGAAGAUGGUAAUGUAUUUAAUAUUAUAAAUGACAAUAAUAAAGAAAAAAUCAGGAACAAAAGCUGUGAUGCUGGAAAGUCUGUGGAUAUAAAAAUGAGAGUAAACGAAGCUGGUAUAAAAGACUAUAUUGCAGAAGAUUGUGUCAUAACAACUGGUCAAGCGAGUUUAAAAAAGAGGACUGCUCAUUCAGCUGAAGAAGUAUCCCGAGCUCCUGUUCAAGCAAGGAAAACAAAAAAGGCAACCUUGUCAUACGUUUCACCUGGUCUGGCAGCUCCACCACCGCCUUCCUCUCUACAAAGUACCUCAACUGUACCAAACGUGAGUGCUAACAUGGGUUAUACAACUGAGACAGGAGUCUAUGUUGGUAAAAAGCGAGUUGCUCAUGCAUUCGUUCCUCCAGUUGUUGAGGAAGUUAAAAGACCCAAACUUCCAAUCGAGAUAGGUGGAAAAUUGCCGCAUUUGUUACGUCAACGUUUCUUGAACAAAAUAAUUGAUGAGUUAAUGCCAAAAUGUAAAUCUGAAGCUGUCGCAUGUGAAAAGGGUUUUGCAGAAGAAGCUGUCGCGUACCAACGCAGCUCUCGCAAGCAAAUUUACCUUAACUUAUGUGCAAACAUAAUAAAGAGAAUUCGCGGUAUGCCUGAUUUUGUCCCUACGAUGGAGAGCAGUUUUAAUCCUUUAAUGACAGCUGCAACGACAGUCCAAGUUGUGAACCGCAUCAAUAGCUCUUCCCUACAAGGCUACAAGAAGAUCAAUACGGAGAAAAAAGCAAUCAAAAGAGCGAUCAAGCCUCCCUCUUCCACACUGAUCAAUGCUGCCAGUGUUAUAGCAACAUCAUCAGCAACCAAAAGAAGGUUGUCUGCAGAGGUGGUUGAAUUGAAUGAAUCCAACUUCUACCACCACUUACAGCAAUAUCUUCUCUCGGAUACUCAACUUUGGGAAAACAAAUAUCCACGUGAAGAUCCUGAUAAUUCUGAGCUAACUAUCAUUAAAGAUUACACACCUCAGAAUAAUUUACUGAAAAGAUUGUGUUGUCGAUGUGGCAAAGAUUAUUUCAUGAAUUUGAAGGGAAAAUAUGUUACACGUGAAGAAUGUCACUUCCACUGGGGAAAGUUACGGAAACGAAAAGAGAGGGGUGCUUGGACAUCGUAUUUUUCAUGUUGUGAAUCGGAUGGUAGUGGACAACCAUGUUCCAUGUGUAGGCUGCACGUGUGUGAUAUGAUUGGUUCAUUGCACAAUUAUGUAUCCACUGACAACUGCGACAACGAGGAUGCCAAACGAAAAGUUUUUGCGCUUGAUUGUGAAAUGUGUUACACAACGCAAGGAUUAGAAUUAACACGUCUCACCGUCGUUGAUUUCAACCUGGUGCAAGUCAUCGAUUUAUUUGUCAAGCCAUAUAAUCCGAUCGUCGACUACAAUACCAGAUUCAGUGGAGUGACAAAAGAACAUCUGCAAGACGUGACGACAAGUAUCGACGAUAUACACGACAUUUUGUUGAACAUGUUUGAUAAAGAAACCAUCCUACUAGGCCACAGCCUGGAGAGUGACUUUAAAGCACUGAAAUUAAUCCACAGAAAUGUAGUCGAUACCGCCCUCGUGUUUCCGCACCGACUUGGUUUACCGUUUAAAAGAGCGCUUCGUAAUUUAAUGGCUGAACAUCUGCAGAAGAUUAUUCAAGAUGGAGAAGCUGGUCACGAUUCGUGCGAAGACGCGCGUGCGUGCAUGGAGCUGAUGAAAUAUAAGUUUAUAGAAGACAACAAGAAAGUGAAUAGACCAAACAGUUUCAAAGCUAUUCCGUCGUCAUCGCUGAAGCUGUGACCGUGUUGUCAAUUUUAAAACUGUCCAUCGUCGUCAUCGUUCAGGCUUUGAUGGCGUCGUUUUCGUAGUGGGUGAGCUGUGACGGUGUCGUAAGAUAGCAAAAGAGACCCUUGUACCAAAAAAGGUUGUUUGUUUGUCGCCGACUUGCUCGUGCUGAGCGACACUUAAUAUACUCGUCUAUAAUCGAUGCGAUAUCUCGCACAAAAACCCGACAAGUCGUCACUCAUAAUGACUUUCACGGAUGGUAAGAGAGAAUCGAACGUAGUUCUCGCAUACUAGCGUUAUGUCACGCCACUUCAAGUUGUUGGCCGUCAAUUUACUUUACUUGACUCAUGAAAACAGAUCGAUGCCUUUCUGUUUCGUUGACUGUUUCCAUGCCACAUAUUUUAUUUGCGUUAUUAAUAUUUACAAAUUAAAUUAAUUUAUCGA